Ixodes scapularis (black-legged tick) is the source of this 759-nucleotide messenger RNA. RefSeq lists its product as uncharacterized. The transcript has 4 exons. NCBI's taxonomy places the organism in Eukaryota, Metazoa, Arthropoda, Arachnida, Ixodida, Ixodidae. The coding region runs from base 1 to 759 and encodes 252 amino acids. The record is from RefSeq and is a predicted model, not a curated record.
AUGAUGACCGCCGCCGAACUCCCCGACCACGUCCGCGAGUCCCAGGCUGCCCUGGAAUUUCCGCAGGGCAUAGCCGCGCUGGACGGCUGCCACUUGCCUGUGUCGCCACCUAAGGUCAACGCCAGCGACUAUUACAACUACAAGGGCUGCGCUAAAAUGUAUUCCACGUUUAAUGAGGUGGAAAUGACGAAACAUUACCAAAACACGAGAUGUACAGCAUCAUCCUUGUGGCCCUUGUUAUUGACGUACCAGAACCGGUACCGGUUCUGGUACGUCAACGUGGGGACGUCAGGGCGGUGCCACGACGCGCACGUCUUUCGGAGGUCGGCACUGGCAAAAAUUCUGGAAGGGCCAACGUUUACAACACCAAUGGUCACCAUUAACGGGAGUGCCGUGCCGCCGCUGGUUCUCUGCGACCAAGCCUUUCCUCUGACGUGCAACAUGCUGAAGCCAUACGCACGCAAGAGUGUCACGGGAAAGUCUCCACAGGAGAAGUUCAACCGGCAACUGUCAUCAGCAUGUAGGGUCGUGGAGAACGCCUUCGGCAGGAUCAAGGCACGGUUCCGCUUCAUCAUGAAGCGGCUGGAGUGCGACGAGGACAACGCCCGCUUCGUUAUACGGGCUUGCUACACGUUGAAUAACAUCUGCGAGCAGUUCAAUGAUGGCGUGGAGUCCCAGUGGCUCACCGAAGUUGGCACGGAGGCCCGUUUCUACGAGCAGCCAGUCUGCAACACGGAUGCCGUGGCAGGCAAUGGGUAG